AUGGAGCUCUUUCCAGAAUCCGAUAGCUCUUCAGGACCCGAGAUUCUUGUGUCAACACUUCUGUCAGAUGAACGACGCCUUAAGGUUGGACAGCAGCUGGACCAAGUCGAAUUCCUCGUACCAUUUGCUUCCAUCGUCUUAAAAGAACCGCUUGCAUUCGAAUUUGGUCUUGAACAUCCCUUAGCAUCCAAUGUGCUCAGUUCCGAUCGAGCACUGUGCAUCGCAUUCUGUUUCACACACGAACUUGCGCUCUCGUGUCCCGAACCGACAUCUCCAAAGGACGCAAAACCGCUAUCUGACGAAGAUGAAUUAAUUCUGAGUGGUACGGACACGCCAGCUUCAGCUGACCUGGACCGUGAGCGCACUUGA
Molecule: messenger RNA, 369 nt
Organism: Echinostoma caproni
Lineage: Eukaryota; Metazoa; Platyhelminthes; Trematoda; Plagiorchiida; Echinostomatidae
Source: the annotation of a GenBank genome assembly